Sander lucioperca (pikeperch) is the source of this 990-nucleotide messenger RNA. RefSeq names its product H-2 class II histocompatibility antigen, I-E beta chain-like. The transcript is spliced from 6 exons. The coding region runs from base 17 to 772 and encodes 251 amino acids. NCBI's taxonomy places the organism in Eukaryota, Metazoa, Chordata, Actinopteri, Perciformes, Percidae. The record is from RefSeq and is a predicted model, not a curated record. Gene Ontology annotation, molecular function: MHC class II protein complex binding. Gene Ontology annotation, cellular component: MHC class II protein complex; membrane. Gene Ontology annotation, biological process: immune response; peptide antigen assembly with MHC class II protein complex; antigen processing and presentation of exogenous peptide antigen via MHC class II.
AGGAGAACAGAGGAACAUGAAUUCAUCCUUUCUCAGUGUCUCCCUGCUCUUCAUCAGCCUCUACACAGCAGAUGGGUUUCGAACUUAUGAUCUGGCCUAUUGUGACUUUAACUCCUCUGAUCUGAACGACGUCGAGUACAUCAGGUCUCUAUAUUACAACAAGUUUGAGUACAUCAGGUACAGCAGCAGUUUGGGGAAGUGUGUUGGAUACACUGAGUACGGAGUGAAGAAUGCAGAGCACUUCAACAAAGAUGCUUCAUUACUGGCUGGGCUGAGAGCUGAGAAGGAGACGUUCUGCAAAAACAACAUUGAUAUUUACUACCAGGCUGUUCUGACUAAAUCAGUUGAGCCGUAUGUCAGACUGCGCUCUACGGCGCCCUCUGGUGGUAAACAUUCAGCCAUGUUGGUCUGCAGCGUCUACAACUUCUACCCCAAAAAGAUCAGAGUGAGCUGGACCAGAGACGGACAGGAAGUCACCUCUGAUGUCACUUCCACUGAUGAGUUGGCAGACGGUGAUUGGUACUACCAGAUCCACUCUCACCUGGAGUACAGUCCAGGUGACAGGUCUGGAGAGAAGAUCUCCUGUAUGGUGGAACACGCCAGCCUGAGAGAAACUCUGAUUACUGACUGGGACCCGUCCAUGCCUGUGUCUGAGAGGAACAAGAUUGCCAUCGGAGCCUCAGGACUGAUCCUGGGUCUGGUCUUGUCUCUGGCUGGAUUCAUCUACUACAAGAGGAAGGCCCGAGGACGGAUUCUGGUUCCCAGUACCUGAUUCUGGACCUGGUUCUGGUCCUGUAGCUGUUUGUCAGAUGGAAUAAAAAGCUGCAGCUGCUUCAACCUGCUUCGUGUGUUUUCAGCUCAGCAGACUGUCGGUGCUGCCAGCUGCUGGACCGACUCAACUCCUGAUUCUCUGAUAAUCUGGACUCUGAUACUCAGCUGGUCUGAACCCUGAUCCAGGACUGUGGUGUUAACUCUGAGAGUCCUACACCA